Messenger RNA from Aspergillus nomiae NRRL 13137, 1677 nucleotides. RefSeq lists its product as uncharacterized. The record is from RefSeq and is a predicted model, not a curated record. Bases 1 to 1677 code for a protein of 558 amino acids. Gene Ontology annotation, molecular function: FAD binding; oxidoreductase activity. Lineage: Eukaryota; Fungi; Ascomycota; Eurotiomycetes; Eurotiales; Aspergillaceae. The transcript has a single exon.
AUGGCAAGCACGGACGUCUACAAAGCCUUAAAAGAGAAGAAGGUUCUUGGGACGCAAAUCCCCGUCUACAAGCCCGGCGAUGUGGAAUAUGAGGUCUCUGUCGAUGUGGCCAAUCUCCUUUACCGGUUCAGCCGCCCCAAGUGCGUCGUGAAGCCCGAGCAGUCGAUUCACGUCGUGGAGGUCGUCCAACACGCUUUCGAGCACAGCAUACCCAUUACCGUCAAGAAUGGUGGGCACUCGUAUGCUGGCCUCUGCACCACCAACGAGGGCAUUCUAUUGGAUCUCUCGCGGAUGAAUGAUGUACAUCUCGAACAUACCGCCAACCCUCCGACAAUCACCAUGCAGGGUGGGGCACUGUGGGCACAUGCGUACCGGCAGUUUGUCAUCGAGGAGGUCAAUGGGCUGGUGGUUAACGGCGGGCGAUGUCCGACAGUAGGGGUCAGCGGCUUUGUGUUGGGGGGAGGGUUGGGUCCAUUUACGCGGAAGUUUGGAAUGGGAUGUGAUAGGUUACUGGAGGCGACGCUAGUCACGGGGAAAGGGGAGCUGGUAAAGGUGACCAAAGGCCAUAAUCAAGAUACUGACAAGGAAGACCUGUUCUGGGCUCUCCGCGGAGCUGGCGCCAAUAACUUUGGUGCCGUGCUGACGAUGAAGAUGUCUCUCGACAGAUUGCGAGGGACGGACGUUGUGACCGGGAGAUACACUUGCUACCCUCCAGCGGACAGAAAAGAGGAGUUCAUAAAUGCAAUGAAGGACUUUUAUGCUGCCGACUGGAGUGAUACAAUGACAAUCGACACCAGCUGGUUCUGUAAUCCGAAGGAAAAGAAUGGAGAUCUUGCUGUUCGGUUUCUUUCGUAUUACGACGGGGAUAAGACGGGAUUCAAAUCCGAAAUUUAUGAACGUCUUGAAGUGACGGAGGAUCGGGUGCAACUCCAAGAGAUGAAGAGCCUAUUGGGAACAAAUCUCGAACGUCGGUCAGUUGCCGAAAAGUCGUCGCGGGUUCUGCAUGAGACGCUGGUAGCCCAGUGGUCCGAGGAGACGAUGAAGGCGCUUCCCGCUAAUAAGGUGCAUGCCAUUUACUCAUCGUUCGUUUUCGGGAGAGGAAGUAACUACGAUGGCAUCAUCGACUCCAUCACCAAACGCAUGGACGAAUUUAAGAUAGAGUUCAAUGGAGAAUCAGCGUUGCUGCAGGUGACCUUUAUCCACACCGGAAAGAAAGCUAGCGAGAAACGGGCAGAUGAAACAGCUUUCCCUUGGCGAGAGGCAUCUCACAUCGCAUACAUCAUGCUGCAAUGGGAUGAGAAAUGGCUCGGUGACCAGAUGAAGGCGUUCUGUAACAGGUUCAAAGCGGACCUGAAACAUUACUCGAUUGACGAAAAAGCCGGCUUCUUGAACUUCCCGGACCGGGAGCUCUGUGAAAUAGAACAGGAUCGUCAUGAGGCAUAUUAUGGCGCCAACAGUAGUAAGAUUAGGGAAGUUAAAAGCAAGUGGGAUCCCAAGGGGAUUUUUCGGUUUGCACCGGAAAAUGCCAGAGUUGAUUCAAGCGACUCAGAUAUUGUGGCUAGCCUCCAAGGUUUGACAAUGGAGGAACAACUGAUGUCCUCUUUUCUCCCAUUCUUUGGCCCUUUCCCUGUCUUAGCUAAACUAGCUGCCAUGCGAUCUGCUGAAUGGUUGGGGUGA